Molecule: messenger RNA, 1031 nt
Organism: Centropristis striata (black sea bass)
Lineage: Eukaryota; Metazoa; Chordata; Actinopteri; Perciformes; Serranidae
Gene: aanat2
Product: arylalkylamine N-acetyltransferase 2
Exons: 3
Coding region: 1-627 (208 amino acids)
Biological process (GO): response to light stimulus; circadian rhythm
Cellular component (GO): cytoplasm
Molecular function (GO): aralkylamine N-acetyltransferase activity
Source: RefSeq, a predicted model, not a curated record
AUGACACAGCAGAUCAGUGGCUCGCCGUUCCUCAAGCCCUUCUUUCUGAAGACGCCCGUCAGAGUAGUCAACCCUCUGCGACAGAGACGACACACACUCCCCGCAAGCGAGUUCAGGAACCUCACGCCGCAGGAUGCCAUCAGUGUGUUUGAGAUUGAGAGAGAGGCAUUUGUCUCUGUGUCUGGAGAGUGUCCUCUUACCCUGGAUGAAGUGCUUAACUUCCUGGGUCAGUGUCCUGAGCUGUCGCUGGGUUGGUUUGAGGAGGGACAGCUGGUAGCGUUUAUCAUUGGCUCUGGCUGGGAUAAGGAGAGGCUUUCACAGGAGGCAAUGACUCAGCAUGUCCCAGAUACCCCCACUGUGCACAUUCAUGUGCUGUCAGUUCACCGUCACUGUCGCCAGCAAGGUAAGGGCUCCAUCCUCUUGUGGCGCUACUUGCAGUAUCUGCGCUGCAUGCCGGGCCUCCGUCGAGCUCUGCUGAUUUGCGAGGACUUCCUGGUGCCCUUCUACCUCAAAGCCGGCUUCAAGGACAAAGGACCAUCAGCCAUCUCUGUAACAAACAUGCAAUUCCGAGAGAUGGAGUACAUGCUCUGCGGGCAAGCAUACACACGGCGGAACAGCGGCUGCUAGUCCAUGAGCCUCUAACCCAGCCUCAACCACUUACUCACCUCUAACAUGGACUCAGGGCAGAUAAGAUUAACAAAAUACAGCUAACAGAUGGAGACGAAGAGCCAGUAUGCACCAGUGGACUGGGUUUAGUAUUGGUAACAAAGUCUUACUGGACACCCUGUUAGCACCUAACAGUAUCUGAGGACAGAGUGGAUUCAUGCAAAAAGAAGAACCAGCACCUUUACAGUUCUUUUUACCCAUCAGACAUAAAACUAUACUCCAUCUGUCAUAUACCAUUAGCACCUUGGCUUUGUAACAUUAAAAUUGGUUCUCCAUUUAUUGUUGUUUGUCGAAUCAUUCAAAAUUCCGUUUGUACUGUAAUCGAGGCAAUUAAUUGUACAUUUUGAACAUCACAUCUGGAAUUG